GUUACGAGCACCCUCAAAAAACACCAUUACUGUCCCAUGACAGAAGAUUUUGCCACUACGACACGUUGCAACCAAAGUGAUGGUAGACACAGGACAGGGUUUGCCCAUGGCUUGCCUGCAGAUGCCUGUGUGUCAGAAUUUGGACAAAUGACUGAUGAUGGUCCGCAGGCAGUGGUUGAAAAGAUCAAGAGUCAGUCAGACUUGGUAGAUGUGGAUGGGCUGGUGGAGAAUAGAGUCGAUGACCAUCCUGACCAUGGAGAAGCCAUCGCUGGUGAACCACAGCCAGGCCAGCCCAAAGUGUCUUCUUCCAGGCCUUCCGAGCCCGCUCUGGUGACGCAGGAGAAACUCCCCCCACAAGCCUUCAGUAAGGCAGCGGGCAGGCCACCGCCGCCUCCGGGUCCACCACCGCUGGCUCCGCCGCUGGCUCCACCGCGCGUGGCCACCGUGCCGCCGCGUCGCACGCUGAUCGGUGCACCAAGCGGUGGCGUUCGCCAGCCGAUGCCGGCGCCGAGCUCGCAUUGGGUUUAUGGACCUGCAGUUGACGAGCGUCGGAGCGGCGGAGCGCAGGGCCCCUAUGGCAGGGAGUGGGAUCCGUACCAAUGGCGCACUGGGCAGCCUGAGUUCGAUCCGCAGUGGAAUGACUGGGAUGCCCGUCAGGAGUCAAGACCAUGGUCUUACUCCACCCCCUUGGCCGCGUGGGCACCUCAGGAAGAUCCCAAGGAGUUGAGGUUGAAAGUGGUGGCCUCCAAGUUGGAGACAGAUGUCCAGGAGGGCCUUCUAGAGCUGCAGCGCGCCCGUGACGAUGGAUGUCCGGCCCCUCCUGCCCUAGUGGCCAAGGCGCUGGAGCUGGCCGCAGCUGCGGGUCAUGUUUGCCUGGUUGAAGCUGUGGAAGGGCUCUUUCUGGACGAAGCCCGGACGUUCGAGCUGGACAUCCCAAACUUCGCUGCCAUGAUCGAAAAGCUGGUCUUGGACCCCUUCUCCUACAAGCCAGCCACUGUUCGGCUGCUGCUCAACUUGGCCUUGUCGCAGGAGAGCCCCAUUGUGCCAUUAGUGCCCGAGUCCUUGACCGAAGCUGAAGCACGCGAAACUUUGUUGGGAGAUGCACAGCCACGCCACGAAGAAAAGGAUGUUCUGAAAGAAGAAGGUGAGGAGGAAGAAGAAGAGACAGAGGAGGCGGAGGAGGAUGCCGGAGGUGCAGAGUGGCCUGAGGAGUUGGUGUUUCGGGGCUGCGAAGCCUGGCCGGAGCUGAACGGCACCUUUUUGCGGACGCGUGACUUCGACCAACUGAGCCCGCACGAGCGGCCGAUCUACCAGCGCCGAGUCACGAGCGCCGAUGGCAAAGAGCUCCGGGUGCUGUGCUUCUUCUGGGACUUUGGGGCCCAAAGUGGCCCAAAGAAGGGGGCCAAGAAGAUGAAGAAGCGGAAGAAAAAACAGGGUGGCUGGUGGCUGGGCACCCAGGUGGGUGGCAAGGCUGGGCUGUUGGGCUCCUGUGCCAGCGAGGAUGAGGUGCCGCCUCUCCAGGGAUGGCGGCUGAAGCGGAAAGGGGAGAAGGAGUUCCGGGAAGAUGCUGGAGGCUUCGCCUCACAGGAGGACCUCUCAGUCGAGGCCUUGAAGCGCUUGGACUUGCAGAAGCUGAGGAACCGUGUGGCAGCGCCGAGCGCGGCCUGUGGGAAGUAUUUUGGCCACUUUUGCGCCCUGCUCCACCUAGAGUACUUUGUGGAGGUGGCCGCUCUACGUCGGCGCACCUCCAAGCGUUCCGGUGAGGAGUUGCAGCGCGGGGGGUGGGCGCUGGUGAACUUGCAAGCCAUGGACAUCUCCAAGGGCAAGGGCAAAGGGAAGGAGAAAGGCAAGGGUCGCGACAGCGGUUUUCAGAUCACCCUGAUGAUGCCCAAGUCUCCCAAGAUCGACAUUGAUCGCUUGCGCUUCAAGCGUGGGGACAGUGUGAUCCUCUCCGGAACAGCUGCCACCGGUCACCCCGCCCCUGCCCAGUUGCAAGAGCUGAAUCCUUCGGUGCUCGUCAUCGCCGUGGAGGGCGCCUCCUUCGUCCCAUCGAAGGGCCGUGCCUAUCGCGUGGACAAGGGCAGCAAUCGCCUCAGCUAUACUCGCCAGAUGAGCUCCUUGGUGACGCUUUGCAAGGAGGGCGGAGCUGAUCGCCCCAAGAUCUUUGAGCUCAUCACCCGCGCCAACGUGGGAGACGUGGAUGCCUGGACUGCCCAUUGGACCGAUCCUUUGACGACGGCGAAGACGACGGCGAAGACGACGGCGAAGGUUUCGGAUGGGCUGUGGGUGGAGGGGCAGAAGGUGCGGCUGUGCGGGCUGAAGGCGGAGGCGCUGAAUGGACAAGAAGGCGAACUGGUGGCCGUUGAUGGCCGGGUGCUUGCCUCCGGGUCGGUGCCGCCGCGCGCGCAUGUAAAGCUGAAGGAUGGGGUGAAGGCGGUGCAGGUCGUUCACUUGGAGAAGGUGGACGCGCAGGCCGCGUUUGUCCCUGCAGCCAUCGCUUCAGCCUCAGUGGAGUUGGCAGCAGAGGCGCUGCCGGCGGACGCAGAGAAGCUGUCCAAGUGUCAGGAGGAGUGCGACCUUCCUGGCAGAGGAGGUGAACAUGAGCUCGCGGCGCUCAGUUGCACCGACGCGCAGAAGCGCGCGAUCGGUGCGACCUUCCAGCGACGCUGCACGAUGAUCCAGGGACCUCCAGGUACUGGAAAGACCUUCACCGCCGUCGAGGUGUUGCGUUCCUGGGCGCAGCUGGGACUGAAGCCGCUGCUGGCGGUGGCCGAUGGGAACAUCGCGGUCGACAACAUUGCAGCCACCUGGUCGGACGGAGGGGCGGGGAUGAAAGUGAAGACGGUGCGGGUGGGGCGGCCUGAGAAGAUCCGACCCGAGCUGGAGGAGAUCACCCUGGACAACCAGUGCAAGGCUGGGGACUGUGAGGCAUGGUAUUGCUAG
Durusdinium trenchii is the source of this 2943-nucleotide messenger RNA. The record is from the annotation of a GenBank genome assembly. Lineage: Eukaryota; Dinophyceae; Suessiales; Symbiodiniaceae.